GGUUUAUUAGAAGUUAAGAAGAAAGAUGAGUAGUAAGAGAAUUGUGAAUCAAGCGUUUUUGGAUAAAUUUAAGGAUAAGAUACAGAAGAUGAACAGGGCAGGAGACUUGUUCUUCAAAAGCAGCUCUUCAGAAGACAAAAAGACAGCAGCAAAUAGCAUUAAGUCUGGAAGGGAGAAAUCAAGGAAUUAUUACAGGAUUUUUCAGAAAAGUGAACAGAGCACCACAAUUACUUCUUCUUUCGUACAAAAGAAACCGAAGGAGAACAAGAAGAGGAGCCAUGAUGAAAAAUUAGAAAUAUCUACAAAGAUUGAGCCAAGAAGAGAAUCCAACCAACCAUUGAGCUUUUUGUCUCUUCCAAAGAUAAGCAAGAAUGAUAUCUUACAGAAGGCUAAGAACCUUCGCCUCAAAGUUGGCCAGAGCAUGAACAUCUCUUCAAUGGAUUUCCAAGAAGUCACGGGGAGCCCCAAAGAUGCCCAGAGAGGCCAAGGAGUCAUUGAAAUGCGACUGAAGUUGAGGUAUCUCAAGGAUUCUAAGAAAUCACAAAGUAAACUUAGCUCGGACUCAUCUUUAAAUCCAAAGACUGGUAGGACUAAGUAUACCAACUCUAUAUUAAGAAGAGAAAGGAAGAAAAUUGAGUCUUCCCCUCAGAAAACCCAAAGAGGGGUUUUAGAAAGAGGAAAUAAAAAGAAAGGACUUCUUCCAAACUUGAGAAGAGCUAAUCUAAAGACUUAUCUCAAUGGAUUUGAGACUUUUGGCAAGCUAGUAACCCCAACGGGUAAAAAGAUGAAACUGAUAAAAUCCAAAAACCUUACCAAGAGAGCAAAUAGUUUGAACAGAAGUGCUCUUAGGACUCCGAGAUUUGAACCUUACGAUCCCUCAAAAGAUGAGGGUUCCCCGAUUUCCAGAUCAAUAUCAGACUGUAAUGUAAAUAUGGUAUCUAUGCCUGCAAAUAUUUCUAACAAGAGUCGAAAGAAGCGACUAGUAAUUGGCCUGAAAAAGUAGGCUACACAAAUCGGAUGGCUUUUCUCCAUGUUGUUCUGAACUAAUUCGUUGAUAUCUCCAAUCUC
Moneuplotes crassus is the source of this 1068-nucleotide messenger RNA. The record is from the annotation of a GenBank genome assembly. NCBI's taxonomy places the organism in Eukaryota, Ciliophora, Spirotrichea, Euplotida, Euplotidae.